Messenger RNA from Doryrhamphus excisus (bluestripe pipefish), 3127 nucleotides. RefSeq names its product cryptochrome circadian regulator 1a (gene cry1a). Gene Ontology annotation, molecular function: DNA binding; FAD binding. Lineage: Eukaryota; Metazoa; Chordata; Actinopteri; Syngnathiformes; Syngnathidae. Gene Ontology annotation, biological process: entrainment of circadian clock by photoperiod; negative regulation of DNA-templated transcription; circadian regulation of gene expression. The record is from RefSeq and is a predicted model, not a curated record. Gene Ontology annotation, cellular component: nucleus; cytoplasm.
GGCUGAAGGUGCGGCGCCAGAAGCGAGCAGCCAUUCGUGUGCUUUGCUGCGGGGAAAUCAAGCUUUUUUUAGCCACCAAAACAUCUACUCCACCACCGGAGACGAGUGACAAAGACCCGAGGGGAGUUUGGAAGAGCUAAGUUGUUCUCCGUGUUAUAAUCAGUCGUCUUUUUGUGACUUAAUCGCCGUUAUUCAGUGUAUUUACAUAACCAGCUUUCCACAAGCCUCGCUGGCGACACCAUUACGCUCAAAUAACAAGUCAGUUACAGUUUGUCUGUUGUACAUCCUUGAUAAGACAAUGUCUACGGAGUGCAGUUGUGUAUAAAUGAUCUGGACCCGCUGAAACAUUUUGUUCUUUUUUUCACCAUUUUGACAAACAAGUUAUACAACCAGGCGGGUUAGCGUUUGCACCGCGCAGGUCCUAACCCCCGCCGGGUUUCCAGUCACGUUGCCGGAGAGCGUCUGUUGACCAAAUGCUUCAGCCUCCAACGCGGUCCAAGUUCUUUGUCACCAUGGAAAAGGUUUUAUUGGAGCAAGGUUAACUCCGCAUAGAUUGAGAUCAUAAACUUCAAUUGUAUUCACACAGUGUUGUGCCUGGACGUUAGCAUACAUUAGCAUACCGCGUAGCUAAGUCUGAGUGAAGAAGAUAACAUUUGAAAACAGAAGAUCUCCAUCCAUUGGAGUGAUGGUCGUUAAUACGAUCCACUGGUUCAGGAAGGGCUUGCGGCUCCACGACAACCCAUCCCUAAAGGAGUCUCUGCUGGGGGCCGACACCGUCCGCUGCAUCUACAUUCUUGACCCCUGGUUUGCUGGCUCGUCCAACGUCGGGAUCAACAGGUGGAGGUUCCUGUUGCAGAGUCUGGAGGAUUUGGACUCCAGCCUCCGUAAGCUCAAUUCCCGCCUUUUUGUGAUAAGAGGCCAGCCCACUGAUGUCUUUCCCAGACUCUUCAAGGAGUGGAAGAUAUCUCGUCUGUCCUACGAGUACGACUCCGAGCCCUUUGGGAAGGAGCGAGAUGCCGCCAUUAAGAAGCUGGCCUCCGAGGCUGGCGUGGAGGUGACGGUCCGCAUUUCCCACACGCUCUAUGACUUGGACAGGAUCAUCGAGUUGAACGGGGGUCAGUCCCCCCUCACCUACAAGCGCUUCCAGACCCUCAUUAGCCGAAUGGACGCUGUGGAAGUGCCCGCCGAAUUCAUCACGGCCGAGAUCAUGGGGAAGUGCUCCACGCCGCUGUCCGACGACCACGACGACAAAUUUGGGGUACCGUCGCUGGAGGAGCUGGGGUUCGACACAGAAGGAUUGUCGUCGGCCGUGUGGCCGGGAGGAGAAACCGAAGCUCUCACACGGCUGGAGAGGCAUCUGGAGAGGAAGGCUUGGGUGGCCAACUUUGAGCGUCCCAGAAUGAACGCCAACUCUCUUCUGGCCAGCCCCACCGGCCUCAGCCCGUACCUGCGCUUUGGUUGCCUCUCCUGUCGGCUGUUUUACUUCAAGCUCACCGACCUCUACAGGAAGGUGAAGAAGAACAGCUCGCCCCCGCUUUCGCUCUACGGCCAGCUGCUGUGGCGCGAGUUCUUCUACACGGCGGCCACCAACAACCCCUGCUUCGACAAGAUGGAGAGCAACCCCAUCUGCGUGCAAAUCCCGUGGGACCGCAAUGCCGAGGCGCUGGCCAAAUGGGCCGAGGGCCGCACCGGCUUCCCCUGGAUUGACGCCAUCAUGACCCAGCUGAGGCAGGAGGGCUGGAUCCACCACCUGGCCCGGCACGCCGUGGCCUGCUUCCUGACACGAGGGGACCUGUGGAUCAGCUGGGAGGAAGGCAUGAAGGUGUUUGAGGAGCUGCUGCUGGACGCCGACUGGAGCGUGAACGCCGGCAGCUGGAUGUGGCUCUCCUGCAGCUCCUUCUUCCAGCAGUUCUUCCACUGCUACUGCCCCGUCGGCUUCGGGCGCCGCACCGACCCCAAUGGAGACUACAUAAGGCGCUACCUGCCCAUCCUGAGGGGAUUCCCGGCCAAGUACAUCUACGAUCCCUGGAACGCUCCGGAGGCUGUGCAAAAGGCGGCCAAAUGCAUCAUCGGCGUGCAUUACCCCAAGCCCAUGGUGCACCACGCUGAGGCCAGCCGCCUCAACAUUGAGCGCAUGAAGCAGAUCUACCAGCAGCUCUCCUGCUACCGAGGCCUCGGUCUGCUGGCGUCUGUUCCCUCCACCUCCAAUGGAAACAGCAACACCAAGCCGUCCUCGGACGUGAUGGGAUACUCGGUUGACGCGCCUCAUGACACCACAGGUCCAUCGGGCUAUCAGAUGCCGGCGCAGUCCCAAGGAGACUGGCAAAGCGGCGUCAUGAUGUACCUGCAGGGGGACUCCCAGAGCAGCAUGGCCGCCCAUCAGCAGGGUUAUGUCAGCGCCGGCAUGAUGUGUUACCCUCAAAGCCGACACAGUCCCGCGCUUCAGAAAGGGCCUGAGCACCACUCCAGCGCUCCCGUGAGCAGCAAGCGUCACUGCGAGGAUUCCGGCAACGGCAAAAGCUCCAAAGUCCAGAGACAUUAGUCUCCAGAAAAAGUUGGAAUCUUCAUGUGGUGCCCCCCACCCCCCUCUAGUAAUGACAAUUCCUGACAUGGCCCAUGCUGACCUCCCCUCGGGCGUACUUUUUUCUUUUGUGGGGAGUUAGCACAAGUCGCGUCAUGCUUGUAAAUAUAAAGAAUUUGCUAAUUCCCACUUGUACAUAUUUGGGUAUUGUGUGUGCAUCCUCUCCCUUUGUGUAGCCAUAGAUCCAUUAUAUAUAUUUUUGAUAUGAGAAAACUUGAUAGUGGAUUCUUUUGGGACAUUUUUUCAAUUAAAAGUUGUCCAUUUGGGGGCGGGGGGACAAAAAAAACAAAGUUACAAAAUCUUGUAAAGUCCAUAAAGCAGCUUCAUGUCCAAUUCAUCUCCCUCUGUUUGAGCCUAUUUAACAGCUAAAUGUUGGCAAGAAUUGUUGAUUAAGUUCAGUGCUUGUAGACUUGCUUGUGUUCCCACUGUAGAUGCAACAUCACCACAAAGCAACCCAACCGCCAGUGUAUAACCCAAAGAACUGCUACAUCGGCUUCAUGGUUCUUUCGAUGUGCUCGUUUCAUUAAAAUGACUUCAACACACAGA